GGGAGCCGCAGGAUGUGCUCCCUGGGGUUGUUCCCUCCGCCGCCGCCCAGGGGACAAGUCACCCUAUACGAGCACAAUAACGAGCUGGUGACGGGCAGUAGCUAUGAGAGUCCGCCUCCCGACUUCCGGGGCCAGGUGGUCAGGGCGAGGAGGAAGAGGACCUACAGGCGUGGGGGGCGGAGUCGGAGAAAAAAGGGGAGCAGGGGCAGCGUGACAACGUCGGGGUCGCGGUCCCUAGACUGGAGGAUUGGAAACAGCCUGGCCCAGGCUGGAGAAGAAUAGAAGGGCUGGAAUGUAUUUUAGAGCUGGGGUUGGAGGAUGAGGGAUGCUGAGGAGCUGUGGUGCGGGCCUAGCGGAGAUGGAGAGAGUGAGGGCGAAUCUAGCGGAUGUGAGGGUGCAGGACAGGACUUCAGGAAAGUGGAUCAAUCUUCCUGUCCUAAACCUGACUAAGGAUCCCCUGAAGACCCCUGGGAGGUUGGACCACGGUACAAGAACUGCCUUCAUCCACCACCGGGAGCAAGUGUGGAAGAGAUGCCUCAACAUUUGGCGUGAUGUGGGCCUUUUUGGGGUGCUGAAUGAAAUUGCAAACUCGGAGGAGGAGGUGUUUGAGUGGGUGAAGACGGCGUCCAGCUGGGCCCUGGCACUCUGUCGAUGGGCCUCCUCCCUCCAUGGGUCCCUAUUCCCCCAUCUGUCUCUCAGGAGCGAAGAUCUGAUUGCUGAAUUUGCUCAAGUCACAAAUUGGUCCAGCUGCUGCUUGAGGGUCUUUGCGUGGCACCCUCAUACCAACAAGUUUGCGGUGGCCCUGCUAGAUGACUCAAUCCGUGUAUAUAAUGCCAACAGCACUAUAGUCCCCUCCCUGAAGCACCGGCUGCAGCGAAAUGUGGCGGCCCUGGCCUGGAAGCCCCUCAGUGCCUCCGUCUUGGCUGUGGCCUGUCAGAGCUGCAUUCUCAUCUGGACCCUGGACCCCACAUCCUUGUCUACCCGACCCUCUUCUGGCUGUGCCCACGUGCUCUCUCACCCCGGGCACACGCCCGUCACCAGCGUGGCCUGGGCCCCCGGCGGGGGGCGGCUGCUCUCAGCUUCGCCUGUGGAUGCUGCCGUCCUGGUAUGGGAUGUCUCAACAGAGACCUGUGUUCCCCUUCCCUGGUUUCGGGGAGGUGGAGUUACCAACCUGCUCUGGUCCCCAGAUGGCAGUAAAGUCCUGGCUACCACUCCUUCAGCUGUCUUUCGAGUCUGGGAGGCCCAGAUGUGGACUUGUGAGCGGUGGCCUACCCUAUCAGGGCGAUGUCAGACUGGCUGCUGGAGCCCUGAUGGAAACCGCCUGCUGUUCACUGUGUUGGGGGAACCGCUGAUUUACUCCUUGUCGUUCCCAGAACGUUGUGGUGAGGGAAAGGGGUGUGUUGGAGGCGCAAAGUCAGCUACAAUUGUGGCAGAUCUGUCUGAGACGACAGUACAGACAUCUGAUGGAGAGGAGAGACUUGGGGGAGAGGCUCACUGCAUGGUCUGGGACCCGAGCGGGGAGCGGCUGGCUGUGCUCAUGAAAGGAAAUCCACGGGUCCAGAAUGGUAAACCAGUCAUCCUCCUUUUUCGCACUCGGAACAGCCCUGUGUUUGAGCUACUUCCUUGUGGCAUUAUCCAGGGGGAGCCAGGAGCCCAGGCCCAGCUCAUCGCUUUCCAUCCUUCCUUCAACAAAGGAGCUCUGCUCAGUGUGUGCUGGUCCACAGGCCGCAUCGCCCACAUCCCUCUGUACUUUGUCAAUGCCCAGUUUCCACGUUUUAGCCCAGUGUUUGGCCGAACCCAAGAACCCCCAGCUGGGGGUGGAGGCUCUAUUCAUGAUCUGCCCCUCUUUACUGAGACAUCUCCAACCUCUGCCCCUUGGGACCCUCUCCCAGGGCCACCCCCUGCUCGGCCCCACUCUCCUCACUCCCACUUUCAGUAAUAAAAAGUGUCUUUUUUUGUU
This is a messenger RNA of Hippopotamus amphibius kiboko, 1960 nucleotides long. RefSeq names its product aladin WD repeat nucleoporin (gene AAAS). The record is from RefSeq and is a predicted model, not a curated record. NCBI's taxonomy places the organism in Eukaryota, Metazoa, Chordata, Mammalia, Artiodactyla, Hippopotamidae. Gene Ontology annotation, cellular component: nuclear pore. The transcript has 16 exons. Bases 326 to 1939 code for a protein of 537 amino acids. Gene Ontology annotation, molecular function: protein binding. Gene Ontology annotation, biological process: nucleocytoplasmic transport.